AUGGUGAUCUUUGGAGGGGGGCUGAGGGGGAGCAAGGAGGGGAGCACGGUCAGAGAGCUGCGAGUGGGACCCACCUCCAAACGUACCCCCACAGAGCCCCAAAAAUGGCUCUGGGGAGCAGAGCGUGGGGCUGGGGGAUCCGGGAGCACACCUGGGGCUUUGGGGCCAAAAAGAAAGGCUGGGAGGGCGUGCAAGGAGGAGGCUGGGGGCAGAGCACCCAGAAUUGCCCUCCCGGUGGGGCUGGGGUCGAGCAGGGCCCCUCUGGCAGGGGACACAUCCCGGGGACACAUCCCAGGGCCACGCUGGGGUCCCCAGGCCGUGCCCCUGCCCCGUGGGGCGACGUUCGGGGCCGCAGCAGAGAAACCCCGCGGGAGGCUGCGGGCGCCUCUGGCUGCCCCUGGCAACUGCUCUGUGCUGCCUGCUGCCGCCAUCUCGGCCGCCCGGCGUCCCGCUCCUCCGCACCCCCGCCCCAAAAUGUCCCCAGGUCUGGAGGAGAGCUUGCGUAGGGUUUUUGAAGAGAAGCUGCAGCUCCGGACGGUGCCAGCGUGGGACUCAGCGUCGCUGCUGCCCUCCUCCACGCGCCUGCUGCUGAAGAGGAGGGAGGUGGCAGAGGUGGAGCGGGCUCUGCAGGCCCAGCGGGAGGAAUUUCGGCGGAGGACGGAGCGCUUGGACCAGCGCUGGCAGGAGCUGGGCCAGCGGGAAGAGCAGCUCCGCGACGUCGCCCUCAAAUUCGACGCCUUCCUCAAGGUUUCGGCAGUGAGGCGGGAGCGGGCGCUGGGCCGGGUGGGCGAGGAGCGGGCACGGGCAGCACGGCGAGGAGCCGAGGCCAAUGGCCUGCGCCAGGAGCUGGCGGGGCUGCUGCGGCGCAGGGAGUGGCUGCGACGGCGUCUGCAGAGCCUCCAAGUCUUUGGGGACUACCUGCGGGGCGUGGUGGCCACCACGGGGCAGUUCCAGGACGUCCCGUCCAUGCUGGCCCAUUUCGGGGCGCUGGCGGGGGUGCGGGCAGCCCUGCUGCACCAGCUGGAGGCCGGGCAGCAGAGGCUGGCCCAGGGCCGGGCUCGGCUCCAGCGGUACCGCGAGGAGGCCGGUGGUGAGCUCCUGCGUGGGAGGGACGAGGUGCUCCAGCUCCGCGCACGCCUGGAGGCCGCCCGCCACGACGUGCUCCAGGGGGAGUCCUGCUGGACCCAGAUCCAGAGCGCGGCCACCCACAAGACCCUGCUGCUGGGGCAGAUCAGGAUGGCCGUGCUGAGCCUCUUCCAGCUCGCCACCAAGCACCUGAAGGUCCCCAAGGAUGUGGCCCUGGAGGACACAGAGUCCCAGCUGGACGUGGUGCUGCUCUGCAUGCAGGACCUAGCUGCCAUCUGUGCUGAGCUGCACCCCAAGGAGCCAGGGCUGGGCCCACCCCGUGUGGCUGCCACCACCACCACACACCCACGGCGCCACAGGGGUGUCGCAGUGCCUCCAAGCCACCAGGAGUCCCAACCUGGGGGCAAAUCCUCCCUGGGAUGAGGCUGCCAAGGCCAGCACGAAGCUGCAGGAUGCCAGCACCUACCCGGGGAUGGAGGUGGCUCCCCAACAAGCCCAGGAACCCCGAGAGGCAACGCAGCUCCAGCGCAGCAGAGCACCAAGUACCUUGGGACAGAGCCUGCACCCCGGGUACCCUCUUGCAAGGGGCACGCAGGCAGAGGGACCCAGCUGCCCGGGAGGAACGGGGAGCAGCUGCUUGUGUUCAGGCUGUUGGUGCUGAUAAAGCUGUUUCCCAUCAAAA
Messenger RNA from Oxyura jamaicensis (ruddy duck), 1768 nucleotides. It is a transcript of the gene CFAP73, whose product is annotated as cilia and flagella associated protein 73. The record is from RefSeq and is a predicted model, not a curated record. Gene Ontology annotation, biological process: spermatid development. Lineage: Eukaryota; Metazoa; Chordata; Aves; Anseriformes; Anatidae. The transcript has 8 exons. The coding region runs from base 1 to 1509 and encodes 502 amino acids.